AUGCCUGCAGACAUGUCCGAUGAUGAGAUUCCAUCUGACGGAUCCUCUUCUCCGAUGCCCAUCUCACCUCGUGAAGCUAAGGGAAUGGAAAAGACUAUCAUUACUGAGGGGAGUGGCUGGGAAAAGCCUAAAGAUGGCUAUGAAGUUUUCGUGAGCAUGAAGGGAAAGUUUAGUCGGGUGUUGGAAGAUGGUUCAGAAGAGGACGAGGUUUUGUUCGAUCAGACGGAAGGCGAUGAAACAAGAAAGUACGUCCUUGGUUCCAACGUUCCUUGCAAAGGGCUUGAGGCGGCAAUGUUGCAAAUGAAGAAGGGAGAAAAGGCACUUGUUAAGUUGCAACCAGAAGCUGCAUUUGGAGACGAAGGUCUUCCUGACAAGAGUGUUCCUCCGAAAGCUCGUGUCACGUAUGAGGUCGAACUCAAAAGUUGGCACAAGGUCGAAGAAGUGAAGAAGACACAUGGAGCUGUCAAGGUCUUGUACCUCGAGGAAGGGCAAGGGUACGAAAGGCCCAAGGCGCAUGACAUCGUCUUCAUCAAAUAUAAAGCCAGGCUUGAGGAUGGAUACGAAAUCGGAACUCAGGCUAUGGACACGGAAGAGUCGACACGUAUCUGUGUAGAGGACUUGCAGCCUGCAGGGCUCCGGCUUGCCGUCCAGGAAUUGAAGAGAGGAAGCAAGGCAGUUGUCACCGCCAAGCCAUCAUAUGCGUGGGGUUCGGAGGGAAGCAAAGAUCCUGCAGUUCCACCCGACGCAACGAUUUUGUUUGAUGUCGAGCUGAGCGAUUUCCACACGGUGGAAGAUGUCUGCAAGGACGGAGGAAUCCAGGCAUGGAAGAAACCGAAGAUCGGUUCGACUUGUGUGAUCUCCUUCUCCGCAGCCGUUGAAGGAGGAGACGCUUGGGACUCUCGUGAGUUCGCCUCGGGUCAGGGUCUCAAGGUCAACCUUGGAGAGCUGAAUUCCGAGCACGAAUGGCUCACCGAUGGCUUUGAAAGAGCUCUCGAGCAUCUGGUUGCAGGUCAAGAGGCAUUUGUGAAGAUCAAGGCCAAAUACGCCUUUGGUGACCAAGGCUAUGGCGACAAGGUGAAGGCUGGCAGCACGAUCGAAUACAAAGUGACGUUGGACGAGCUCAUUGAAGGAAAGAGCACAUAUUCGAUGUCUUCAUUGGAAAAACACGAGUUCGUGAACAAGUAUAAAGAAGUUGGCAACCAUUACUUCAAGCAAAAUCAGAAUACACGAGCUCUCCGCUUGUACAAGGCUGCAAUGGAACCUGUGGAGUAUCCUGAUUCCGGUCAAGAUGACGAGGAAAAGAAGGCCGCCAAACAGCUCAAAUCUGCAUGUUUGCUCAACAUGGCAGCCUGUAAUGAUAAACUAGAGGCGUGGUCUGAAGUAGUGUCUACCUGUAACAAAGUUCUCGAGAUGGCAGACAAUCCCAAAGCCAGAUUCCGUCGUGCAAAAGCUUACAUGCAUCUGGGAAGAUUGGAGGAGGCGAAAGAUGAAUUCGUCAAACUGUCAGAGCAGAACCCCGAAGACAAGGCUGUUCAGCAGCUCCUUGCCACCACCAGAAAGAGACAGAAGGAGCAAGAUGCCAAGGCAAAGUCGGUCUUCACCAAGAUGUUUGGGUGA
Guillardia theta CCMP2712 is the source of this 1617-nucleotide messenger RNA. RefSeq lists its product as hypothetical. The coding region runs from base 1 to 1617 and encodes 538 amino acids. The transcript has 14 exons. The record is from RefSeq and is a predicted model, not a curated record. Gene Ontology annotation, molecular function: protein binding; peptidyl-prolyl cis-trans isomerase activity. Lineage: Eukaryota; Cryptophyceae; Pyrenomonadales; Geminigeraceae.